Myxocyprinus asiaticus (Chinese sucker) is the source of this 1408-nucleotide messenger RNA. RefSeq names its product retinol-binding protein 1-like. Gene Ontology annotation, cellular component: cytosol; nucleus. Lineage: Eukaryota; Metazoa; Chordata; Actinopteri; Cypriniformes; Catostomidae. The coding region runs from base 344 to 760 and encodes 138 amino acids. Gene Ontology annotation, biological process: fatty acid transport. Gene Ontology annotation, molecular function: fatty acid binding. The record is from RefSeq and is a predicted model, not a curated record. The transcript is spliced from 4 exons.
UGGGGUUUACAACAGAGUGAGGGUGAAAUGUGUAUCGGUCUUGGAGCAUUGUGUGCAACAGAACAUCACGGAAUAGAUUCCCGGAAACACGGAGCAGCUUCUCCGGCUUGGAUUCUGAUCUGCAUCUUGUUCUGCACUGAUAGUAUUUGCGUUUUGUCAGCAGGAAACACCACGUCAAUCGCGCUAUUCUUUAUAACCAAAUUAAACAGCGUAGGAUGCGAUAGUGCUGCCUGAAGACACAAAGAGAUCAGGACGGUCAUCUAAAGGGAAAGUGAGUCCACAGAGCCACACGUCAGACAAAGUUUAGCCGGCUGCGUGUCGAUUCGCAUCCAAGACAGAGAAAAUGUCUAAACCCAAUUAUACCGGCAUUUACCACAUGGUUUCCCAGGACAGAUUUGAUGAAUAUCUGGCGGCUUUGGAUGUUAAUUAUGCAUUAAGGAAAAUCGUCUGCAUUCUGAAACCCAGUAAACAUAUUGAGCAUGAUGUGAACACCGGCAAAAUGAACAUAAAGACAGUCACAACAUUUAGGAACUUCGACAUGGAUUUUACUCUGGGACAGGAAUUCACUGAGGACCUGGGGCCGGUCGAUGGGCGAAAGUGCCUGACCACUGUGGACUGGGACGGUGAUAAAUUGGUGUGCGUGCAGCGAGGAGAGAAAGAGGGUAGAGGGUGGACACAUUGGUUGGAGGGAAACAUUCUCCAUUUGGAGUUGAGGGCUCAGGGUGUAACUGCCAAGCAAGUCUUUAAGAAGUCUGAGUGAGGGAUAGCGAGAGGGAGAAAGAGAGGGGCCAUUUGCGGGGAGUUUUAAGCUCAGAGUGUUUUAAGAUAUCUGGACUCAGAAAGAGGCCAUGUUGCCACAUAGAUCUGUCCCCAAUCAGCAGCAAAUAUUGUUUUAAUGGAGACUACAGAUGUAGCAAUUGUUUCCCUCUCAGUGAAAUAUUUCAGCAUGAAAAUGAAUUUCCUUCUCUCACAUUUGUAAUCCAAACAAAAGUUAGAAUGAGAUCAGGCCACAGUUAGUAGCCCGGCAGACCUUUGUGAACUUUAGUGAAUGGUACUGUAAAUAUGGACCAGUUUCAGGCUGGAUUCAUAAAAUCCUAAAAAUGUUUUAUGCUGAUAUGUUUGCAGUAUGCAGAAAUAGUGAUGCACUUAGCCAAUCAAGUAGUUUGCAUUCUUAAAUUUUAAUUCCAAAAUGUUACACCUGUUAACCAUUAAGUGUCCUGCUACGGAAUUUGAAUAUAUUAAAAAUUCUGUAAUGACUGUUAAAUCUGUUUAAAUUGUUUUGAUUAAUGCACUGCACUAGUCAAACAUUGCCUAAAAGUGCUGAGAUAUGUAUGGUCAGAAAUGUAAUGUUAUUGUCCUCUACAGAAUACAACUCUUUAUAUUACCAUAAAAUCAGAUGUGUGUGAAA